Pseudophryne corroboree (corroboree frog) is the source of this 1653-nucleotide messenger RNA. Its product is annotated as olfactomedin-4-like. Gene Ontology annotation, biological process: signal transduction. The coding region runs from base 34 to 1455 and encodes 473 amino acids. The transcript is spliced from 5 exons. NCBI's taxonomy places the organism in Eukaryota, Metazoa, Chordata, Amphibia, Anura, Myobatrachidae. The record is from RefSeq and is a predicted model, not a curated record.
AGAGGCUUCAGGUGCAGAAGACAAGAAGGCACCAUGCUCGCCUUACUCAUUUUGCUUAUGGGCGUCAGCCAGAGUCAUGCCAUCAGUCUGAUUCAAACCUCAACAGGGUCUUUGGAUGAUAAGGGGGUCUGCCACUGCUCCGUCGCACUCCCAGACACUACGUUUCCCGCAGAUCGACUGGAGAUCCUGGAGAUAACCAACCGCAAUCUGAGCAUCACCAUCCAGAAGGAGAUCACUAAGAUCCACAGCUAUCAGAGUGUACUGAUUGUGUAUAUAGAGAAGCUGAAGAACCUGACCAUACGUGUGGAGGAGAUGGAGAAGGGUGGAAUCUCUUACACCGAGCUGGACUUUGAGCUGGUGAAGUUGGAGAUCAGGGAGAUGGAGACCAUCAUUCUGCAACUGAAAUCCUCAUUAAAUGGCUCCAAUGUCCUGGUGGAGACUCUGUACUUGGAGAUCCGUAACAUUUCCAUUAUGGUGAACCAGCUGGAGGUCUAUGAUAAGAACAAUGUGUUGGCAAUUAGAAGGGAAAUAGUGGCUCUGCAACAACGUCUGAAGGACUGCGAGAAGAACAAUACAAACCCAAAACCAAAUCCUCAGCCUCCCCUGCCUCCAGUGGACUAUGGUACUUGCGACCAUGGAGAAAUCACGAAUAUCAGCAGACCUUUUGUAGUACAGCUGAACUGGCUGGGAUUCAGCUAUAAAUAUGGAGGAUGGGGAAGAGAUUCAUUACUAGGAGCUGAUCAGAGUGUUCAGUGGGUAGCCCCUCUAAAUACAGAUGCAAGAAUAAUGAACACCCUACGCUUCUACUCUUCCUAUAAUAAUCUCCUGAUCUACUCAAAUUAUAUAGAAAAGGUUCUUCUUAGGGGUAAUGAUUAUAGCAAUAAUGGACAAGGAGGUGGGAUGAUUAUGUACAACAACAUAAUGUACUAUAACUGCUACAACUCCAGGAACCUCUGCAAAUUUAACACACAGACCAAUGUGGUUGAGCGCCAAGUUCUCCCUGAUGCCACCUACACUAACCGCUUCUCGUAUUCAUCCUCAGCUUGGCAGGACAUUGACCUGGCCAGUGACGAAGAUGGUCUUUGGGUCAUUUAUGCAACUGAACAGAAGGGUGGUAACAUUCUCAUUAGUAAACUUAAUGCCACUUCUCUUGCAGUAGUGCAAACCUGGUCCACCUCCCAGUACAAACGAGGGAUCACCAAUGCAUUCAUGGUGUGUGGGGUUUUAUAUGCUACGAGAACCCUCAACACAAAACAAGAGGAGAUUUUCUAUAUGUACGACACUAAAACUAAUAUAGAAGGGUAUCUGAGCAUCCAAUUAUACAAGAUGAUGGAGAAUGUACAGAGCCUGUCCUAUAACCCCAAUGAUCACAAGCUGUACAUGUACAAUGAUGGCUACCUGGUCACUUAUGACCUCACUUUCAUGCCCCCCCAAGGAAAGGAGUCUAACAUUUAAUUUAUUGCAUUCCAGAAUCAAUGUUAUGAGUGCUAUGAGGCUCAAGUAGACUCUAGUGUCUAUUUACCCAAAUUCUAAAGAGCUUUAGUAAUACAAAAUACACAGUCAUUACAAUAGUUUCUUAGUCUAAUAGUUUCUUAUUUGAUUCUUUGAUGAUGUCAUAAUGUACACUAAGCAGUAGAGUUCCAAUAAAUGCAU